ACCUCGUCAGUUGUCAUUCACUUCAACCACUUUGUUGUAGCAGUAAGGCUCGAGGUUAGAGCUCGACAACACCACUUGGCGACGCCGAAACAGCUUGUCGAUUGUCGACAAACACGGUUGCGAUCACCAUCACCGUCGUCCGGAAGUCGAAACCGUAAACAAAUACCACGGUCGAUUAGCUUUUGAACUUUACUCGACCGUAACAACACGAACACACACCUAAAAUCGGCAGAUCUGGGCUGCUUUCAAAAGCUCACAGGACGCUCUGGGGCGGAGCUGGGGAUGUCGAAGCGGUAGAGAACUCGACUGGACAUCAUUCCACGUCGAUCUGGCCGGGCAAUAGACCGAAUUCUGGCAAUUCCGUACUUCGAGCUAGGAGCUAGAUAUCCCAUAUACAACAAGCACAACGACCAAACAUCGACAAAGGUCUUCCCGAAAUGAGCUCUGCACGAAGUACCACCUCUGCGUCUACUUCGACGGAGGAUCCGCCUACCCGGCAUCUCCUCCCCCUCCCCUCGCUCACUUCCAAGCUCCACCUGACCCCUUACACCCAUCCCACCCCGACUUCCUCCUCGACCCCUCCACCUCUGCCUCCUCGUUCCCGGAUAGAUCCAUCGAUGAUCCAAAAAGAACCACCGCUCCCCUUAAGCAGGUUAGGGGUCAAGGGUCUGGUCAAAUGGGGGAGAGAUAACUGGGCGGAUGUCGGCUGGUUUCUAGGGAAGAAGGGGUGGGACAUCGGAUGGAGUCUGGUCAAGUAUGGAAUUUGGGGACCGCCGAGACCUAGUUGGGGGAUCGAGAUGACAACAAUCGCAGCGAUCAUGCGGAACCUAGGCCAACACUCUUCCUUGGCGGAUAUUACGCUCAUCAGAAACUUUAUCUCGAUACACCAUCUGUUGCCACUACCGCCCGAUGCGAUCGUCACGCCCGUGCGAUUCGAGGUUAGGAAGAGGGAAGGGGAUGAAGAGGGGUUGAAGGGGUUCUUGGCCAACCUAGAUGCAGAAGAAGACGGCAUCCGGACCCUCUCCGGCGAAUGGGUCGUCAACAAGUCGGUCUGGAAACGACUACGUUCAGAGGCACGCGAGAGGGAGGCAGAGAGGCAGCAGCGCAGGAGGGAAAGAUCGACCGAGGGGGCCGCAGCGGGUCUCAAUGCGAGUGGGAGCGGGAGUGGGACUGGGCGAGCGGGUGGGAACGAUGCGAAUGAGCGUGGUGGAAGUGGAAGUGAAAGUGGCAGGAAAACCGGGUUGGUGCUUGAUACUAGCGUCGCUCCGGCCAAAGAUGAAGGAAAGGGAAAGACGGCGAGGGGGAAGAAGGAGGAGAAGGUCAUUUAUUAUAUCCAUGGGGGAGCUUAUUACGUCGGACAAGCUACGACGCAUCGAACGAUCACCAUCGCGCUUUCGAAACAUUGCAAUUGUCGGGUUUUUGCCAUCAAUUAUAGGCUGGCGCCCGAGGUCAGGUUUCCGGAACCUUUGUUGGACGUUGUUUAUGGGUACUUCAGAUUGGUUGAGGAUCUGCGUAUCGAGCCGAAGAAUAUCAUCGUCAUGGGAGACUCGGCCGGAGGCGGACUAUCCCUCGCACUGGUCAUGUACCUCAGGGACGCGGGCUAUCAGAACCUCUUGCCACGAGCGAUGGUUUUGAUGAGUCCCUGGGUGGAUCUGACGAUGAGCUGUGGGAGCUGGGAUGAGAAUGCAGAGUUUGACGUCGUGCCCAUACCCGGACAGGAAGACCACCUGAAUCCGGUGUCUUGCUAUCUUGGACCCGAGGGAAUCAAGAAAUACCUCACGCAUCCUUACGCCUCGCCAUUGUUCGGAGACUUUACUGGCUUACCUCCUAUGCUCAUGCAAGCUGGCGACGCGGAAUGCCUUCGCGAUGAAAUUACGCUGUUGGCUUAUAAAGCUACACUCGCCGGGGUAGAGGUUCAACACGAACUGUAUAUCGACCAAGUUCACGUCUUUCAAUCGUUCCCCUUCUUGGAAAGCUGCGGAGUCGCCUUCAAAUCGAUCGCCAAGUAUGUCAAAGGGCUACAAGAGACGGGUCCGAGCCUUCUUCCCCAAGCUUCAGAGAAACCUGUCCCGCACAUCCAGACGACUCUUCCAGACCGAUCGGCACCCCUCUAUACACCCGUCGACGAAGAUACCGUGGCCUCGGAGAUGGCGCUUGGCGAGACCAAGCUCGUCAAAUCGGAUGGGACCGAGGUCGAUAUCGAUGAGGCCAAGGAUGACGAGGUCGAGGGUGUCAACGAAAAGGCGGAGCAGAUCUUGCAGGAGACCAUUGAUAAGGAAGAAGCAGAGGAAGAGGAGGAGGAACAGCGAGAUAGCUUGUCGCCGCUCGCCAAGAGUUCGGCUUUGCUGCCCUUGGUGGACGACGAAGGAGAGGGACGAAACGAACAAGGUGAACCUAGCAUCAGCAUCACCCACGCAUCGGAAGAAGAUAUCUCGGGAUUGCCUAGAGCCGCCUCGCCACAGAAACCGUUCAUGAGACGAGCCCUCUCUGGGUUCGCUCGAGCACGUCCGGAAAGUCCGCAAUUGGUCAGGAGGACAUCGGGAUCGUCCUUCUUCUCCUUCUCCGCUGUCAGGCCGACCACGUCCAUCAGCAACACUCUUGGCGCUCAGGAUCACCAACUUCCGCCUUCAUCGCCUUCCACGGGCGCAGCACACUUGCCUUCAUCGCCAUCCUGGCCUCCACAUACCACCGCCCGUGGCCAUCGACCAACCAUCUCGCAUCAACUGGCCCGAUCGCCGGUCGUUCCUACGACCCGCGCUCGGUCUUCAAGCCAUUCGGACAUGAUCAACCUGGUCAACGGAUACAGUCAAGGAGGAGCGGCCAUUCGUACGGUCGUCUACUCGCCCGGCCCCGUCAAGGCCACCACGGUGGUUCAGAACGACACCGAUCUUCACGACGCGCCUCUCGAUCUCGAUGUCGAUGCGCAGACGACCCACACCCAUGCCCACGGGGAUAUCAAACCCGGCGGUCUCGGCCUGCACACGCAGGGUUAACGACAUACUUUAUGAUCUCGAGAAAUUGAUAGCUCUACGCAUACGUACCGAAUGUACAACAUCGUCGUGGUCAUUUUAUCUUUCUGGGUUUCCCUUAAUCAUGUAUUUUGUAUGGUUACUAGUCUACCCAGCAUGUCAGCCGUAACAACAUCGACCGAGCCAGUCCACGAAGUCCUGGAUAUAAAGAUGAAACGC
Molecule: messenger RNA, 3188 nt
Organism: Filobasidium floriforme
Lineage: Eukaryota; Fungi; Basidiomycota; Tremellomycetes; Filobasidiales; Filobasidiaceae
Exons: 8
Coding region: 438-2993 (851 amino acids)
Molecular function (GO): hydrolase activity
Source: RefSeq, a predicted model, not a curated record